AUGUGUCGUAUGUUCGGAGUACUGUCGCUUGCCUACCUGGCUGUAUUUUUAUUGACAGUGGUGCGUUGUGAUGAGUUAAAUAGUUCUAAGGAUUUUCUUAAUAAAGAUACAGGAGUCGGCCGUACUUUUGGUCACAAUGCGUUGAAGAGAUUGUCAUUCAUCUUCCUACCAGUAAUGUUUACACUUGGUGUUAUAUCAACACUUCUGAUGUCGCUAGCAGUGAUAUCCGUCAAGAAUCUUGCUAUUGGGGUUGUUCUACUUAUAGUAGCUGUCAGUCAGGCUGUAUCAAGAUUGUUUGCUGGUGCAGUACCAGCUCCGGCGCCGUUAGUUUUCCACCCUCGAGCUGAACUCCUGCCAGCCCCAGCUCCCGCGCCUUGGCCCGUCAACGGCCCCCUCCUCUCACCUUGGGCCAGAUCAGACAACGACGCUACAAUAUCCGAUUAA
This is a messenger RNA of Danaus chrysippus (African queen), 444 nucleotides long. Lineage: Eukaryota; Metazoa; Arthropoda; Insecta; Lepidoptera; Nymphalidae. The record is from the annotation of a GenBank genome assembly.